Molecule: messenger RNA, 2758 nt
Organism: Trematomus bernacchii (emerald rockcod)
Lineage: Eukaryota; Metazoa; Chordata; Actinopteri; Perciformes; Nototheniidae
Gene: abcg1
Product: ATP-binding cassette, sub-family G (WHITE), member 1
Exons: 15
Coding region: 1-1980 (659 amino acids)
Biological process (GO): cholesterol homeostasis
Cellular component (GO): plasma membrane
Molecular function (GO): ABC-type sterol transporter activity; ATP hydrolysis activity; ATP binding
Source: RefSeq, a predicted model, not a curated record
AUGGCCUGUCUGAUGGCCGCCUGGUGCGUCCACAACCCCGCCGUCACCAACUGCAUCAUCAUGAACACCAACGGGCCCCCGGACCUCAUGUUGGACCCCCGGGCGGUGUGUGUCUGUCUAGAGGGGGAGGAGCAGAAGAAGAAGAAGCCGGGGAAUCAGCUGAUGGAGGCUCAGAGGUUCUCCUCGUUACCACGGAGACCAGCUGUCAACAUCGAGUUCAGGGACGUUUCGUACUGCGUCAGAGAGGGACCCUGGUGGAGGAGGAAAGGUUACAAGACACUGCUCAGAGGGAUUUCUGGGAAGUUCACCAGCGGGGACCUGGUGGCCAUCAUGGGGCCCUCAGGAGCCGGGAAGUCCACCCUGAUGAACAUCCUGGCCGGGUUCAGACAGACAGGGAUAAAGGGGGAGAUCCUGAUCAACAAUCUUCCCAGAGACCUGAGAUCCUUCCGGAAGGUUUCCUGUUACAUCAUGCAGGACGACAUGCUGCUGCCGCACCUCAGCGUGCAGGAGGCCAUGAUGGUCUCUGCUAACCUGAAGCUGCAGGAGAAGAAGGAGGCUCGCAGAGAAAUGGUGAAGGACAUCCUGGUGGCUCUGGGUCUUCUGGACUGCGCUCUCACCCGGACGUCUCACCUGUCGGGGGGGCAGAGGAAGAGGCUGGCGAUCGCUCUGGAGCUUGUCAACAAUCCGCCCGUCAUGUUCUUCGACGAGCCCACCAGUGGUCUGGACAGCUCGUCCUGUUUCCAGGUCCUCUCCCUGCUGAAGGCUCUCGCUCAGGGGGGAAGGACCGUCGUCUGCACCAUCCACCAACCCAGCGCCAAACUGUUCGAACUGUUCGACAAGCUGUACGUGCUGAGUCAGGGUGAGUGUAUCUACAGGGGGAAGGUCUCCAGGCUGGUUCCCUACCUGAGGGAGCUCGGACUGAACUGCCCCACCUACCACAACCCUGCUGACUUCGUGAUGGAGGUGGCGUCCGGAGAGCACGGGGAUCAGAUGGAGCGCCUGGUGACGGCCGUGCAGGACAGGAAGUGGGAGAAGGACGAUCAGACGGAGCUGAACGGAGACACUAACCUCCACCCGCUCCCGUGGCAGCGCACAGAGGAGGAGUGUUCUUCGUCUGAAGGUUGUCACAGUUUCUCAGCCAGCUGCAUGACUCAGUUCUCCAUCCUCUUCAGAAGAACCUUCCUCAGCAUCCUCCGAGACUCAGUGCUGACUAACCUGAGGAUCUCCUCUCACAUCGGGAUCGGCGUUCUGAUUGGUCUGCUGUACCUGGGCAUCGGGAACGAGGCGAAGAAGGUCCUCAGUAACUCGGGCUUCCUCUUCUUCUCCAUGCUGUUCCUCAUGUUCGCUGCUCUGAUGCCCACCGUGCUCACAUUUCCUCUGGAGAUGGGAGUGUUUCUGAGGGAACACCUGAACUACUGGUACAGUCUGAAGGCGUAUUACCUGGCCAAGACCAUGGCGGACGUCCCGUUCCAGGUGGUGUUCCCGGUGGUGUACUGCAGCAUCGUGUACUGGAUGACGGCUCAGCCUCCAGACGCCGGACGCUUCUUCCUCUUCCUGUCUCUCGGGGUCCUCACCUCGCUGGUGGCUCAGAGUCUGGGGCUGCUCAUCGGAGCCGCAUCCACCUCGCUGCAGGUGGCGACGUUUGUUGGUCCGGUCACAGUGAUCCCAGUUCUUCUGUUUUCUGGUUUCUUUGUCAGUUUCGACACCAUCCCCUGGUACCUGCAGUGGAUGUCAUACAUCUCCUACGUCAGGUACGGCUUCGAGGGCGUCAUCCUGUCCAUCUACAGUCUGGACCGCGAGGACCUGCACUGCGACGCCGCAGAAACCUGCCACUUCCAGAAGUCCGACGCCAUCCUGAAGGAGCUGGACAUGCUGGACGCCAAACUGUACCUGGACUUCAUCAUUCUCGCCAUCUUCUUCUUCUCGCUCAGGCUCAUCGCAUACUUCGUCCUGCGGUACAAGAUCAGCGCCGAAAGGUAGAGCCCCACGAAGCCGUUAGCGUUUCGUUAACAGACUGUGGGAAUACAGUUUCUACUGAUACGUUUUUCUAAAUCUGAUGUAUAGGGACAAGGAUUAGUGCCGGACAUGAGGGAAUCAAGAGGGGUUCUGUUUUGAGAAACGUUUAAAAAAUAAAGUCCACUUUUUGAGAAUAACGUUGAAAAUGUGAGAAAACUACAUUUGAAAGUAAAGUCAUAAAUGCUGAGAAUUUAGUCGACAUGUCGGGAUAAAAGAAUAAUCGGGAUUAAAGACUAUAGAAACAGAAAUGUCGAUAAAGACGUUGAUAUGCCAAGUAUAUACUUAUAUACAUUUAAAGAAUGAAGUAGAAAGAUCGUGAAUAAAGUUGAACAUUUGAGAAUUUUUCGGGAAAAUCCAGAAUGAAUUCAAAUUGGAGAUAACAUUUAUGAAAAUAAUUCAAAAUUUGAAAAUCUGAUUAUCCUAAAAAAUAUGAGAAAGAAAUUGUGGAAGAAAUUGAGAAAAAUAUUUGAGUAAAAAUGUGAACAUUCGUGAAUAAAGUCAACAUUUUGAGAAUGAAGAUGAACAUUUUGUAGAUUUCUUAAAGGGUUUUAGGUUUGAAUUUUCACAGUAAAAUGAAACCUUGUUCUUGUAAAACUACAUUCUGCCGGCAGAGGGCAGCACUGCCUCAGGUCCUUCAACACAAAGUAAAUAUAUAACAUUUCACUUUAUUGUUUUGAUGACUAAAAAUGAACUUUAAUCAGUGCUUUUCACACAUUUCUUUCUUAGUUCUCGCAUGGAAACA